Molecule: messenger RNA, 4655 nt
Organism: Mauremys reevesii (Reeves's turtle)
Lineage: Eukaryota; Metazoa; Chordata; Testudines; Geoemydidae
Gene: ZBTB20
Product: zinc finger and BTB domain containing 20
Exons: 14
Coding region: 1362-3635 (757 amino acids)
Biological process (GO): regulation of transcription by RNA polymerase II
Molecular function (GO): protein binding; RNA polymerase II cis-regulatory region sequence-specific DNA binding; DNA-binding transcription factor activity, RNA polymerase II-specific
Source: RefSeq, a predicted model, not a curated record
CAACAAAACUAAUCCAAUCAACACCCUGCCAUCGCGAAAGUGGACUUUAUCUUUCGGAUCUCUACCAAUGACAGACGAACUUCACUUGAUGAACAAGUGGCUGGACCAAUCGCCUGGGCGCAUAGCGGACUUGAGAGCACCGCUAUACCAAUAAAGAACCAACAUCCAGAGGCGGGCGGGAAGGGAAAGAGUGCGUGCUUGUGGGCGGGGCCCGUUAGGGAGUAGCGUGGCUCUGAGCCAAUCGGCAGAUGGGUAUCCGGGGCAACAGGCCAAUGAGGGGGCCGGCUAGGCGGCGGCGGCUGUAUGUGAAAGUGUGGAGCGGCUGCGGAGGGAAGAGAGAAGAUGAGAGAGAUGCCCCUCUGAGCUCCAGAGAUAGUACUAACUCAGUUCAGUCAAGAAGGAGAUGUUAGACAGCUGGACCAUUCUGGUACCUGUUUCUUGUGCAGUGAUAUCCACAGCGGGAAAGUGUGACUGGCUGGGGUUUUUAGUGGUGUUCCCUUCUUCAGUGAAAGGAAAGAAGUCACCAAAGGAACACAAAGGCUCCUAUGUGUGAGCAGCAUAAAAGAGAAGUGUUAGGAGCUGCUCUUAACCCUUUGGAGUCGGAAGAGAAAAGGGAACUAGAGGGCUUGACUUCUCCUUUACCUCCUGCAUUUACUCUGACCACAGUCCCUCCCUGUUCUCACAAGUGGAGCUCAGCCCUGCUUCCCUUCCUGUUGAUUCCCAGUCAGCUACGUGACUGCCUGAAGUUAAAUUUUAGAUGCUGAAAUCACUGCACCUUAAAAACAAAAAGAUUAAGCUGCACUGCAUUCCUCAGGCCGAGCUGACUCACUGCUGUUGACUCCAUGACCUGCUUCCCAUUUCAACCGCCACCUGUUUAAAAAGUUUAGUAGCUGACAUUGUAUCCCCUGGGAUCGUCUGAGCAGUGGACCAGUAAAAAGCAAACCAAAAGCAGUGGCUGGCACUUUUCCUCUACGUUGCGAGAGAGAGAGAAUUGGCUGGAAUUGCUUUCCAUAUAGCCGGCUUGAAAUUCAGCAUUGAAAAGAUCCUUGGCGAUCAGUUUGUGCUCUUCUCCUGAAGGAACCUUUUCUGUGUCUCAUAUGAGGAAACUGAGGCACAGCGAGUUUUGAGUGACUUGUCCAAAUUCACACAGCAAAUCGUUGGCAGAGCCAGGAAGAUAACUUGGGAAUCCUGGAUCACAGGCCCACGCUCUAACCACUAGGCCACGCUGCCUCUCCAAAUGAGGAGAUAGUAGCAACAAACACCACAUUCCUUAUGUGUUCAAAGACACCUGAUCUCCACCUUUGGUGCCUCACAGCAACCUGAGUACAGACACAGCCUCUCUCUGUCCCCUGCCCCAAUGAAUGUCUGCACUAGGGCCAAGGCUUGGAGUGAUUUACCUGAAGAGUGACACCAUUUGGAAACCACUGAAGAAACCCAAGACAGCUGAAAACCAGAAGGCGUCUGAGGAGAAUGAGAUUACUCAGACGGGUGCAAGCAGCGCCAAGCCAGGCCUUCCCUGCCUGAACCUUGAAGCUGUUCCGCCUCUGAGCCCAGCCCUCACCCACUCAUCACAGUCACCAACAAACCUGCCCGCACACACAGGGUCAUCUGACUGUAACAUCAGUUGCAAGGGGAUGACAGAGCGCAUUCACAGCAUCAACCUUCACAACUUCAGCAAUUCUGUGCUCGAGACCCUCAACGAGCAGCGCAACCGUGGCCACUUCUGUGACGUGACGGUCCGCAUCCACGGGAGCAUGCUACGCGCCCACCGCUGCGUGCUGGCGGCUGGCAGCCCCUUCUUCCAGGACAAGCUGCUGCUGGGGUACAGCGACAUCGAGAUCCCCUCAGUGGUGUCAGUCCAGUCCGUGCAAAAGCUCAUUGACUUCAUGUACAGUGGGGUGCUGCGGGUCUCACAGUCAGAGGCCUUACAGAUCCUCACAGCUGCCAGCAUCCUGCAGAUCAAGACUGUGAUUGACGAAUGCACAAGGAUCGUCUCGCAGAAUGUGGGGGAGGUCUACCCAGUGAUUCAGGACUCUGGGCAGGAGACGCCCAGGGGGACCCCCGAAUCGGGCACCUCAGGGCAGAGCAGUGACACAGAGUCUGGUUACCUGCAGAGCCACUCGCAGCACAGUGUGGACAGGAUCUACUCGGCUCUCUAUGCCUGUUCCAUGCAGAAUGGCAGUGGGGAGCGCUCCUUCUACAGCGGAGCAGUGGUCAGCCACCAUGAAACGGCCCUGGGGCUCCCCAGAGACCAUCACAUGGAAGACCCCAGCUGGAUUACACGGAUCCACGAGCGCUCACAGCAGAUGGAGCGGUACCUCUCCACCACUCCAGAGACCACACACUGCCGCAAGCAACCACGCCCAGUCCGGAUCCAGACCCUGGUGGGCAACAUCCACAUCAAACAGGAGAUGGAGGAUGACUAUGACUACUAUGGCCAGCAGAGGGUGCAGAUCCUGGAGCGUAAUGAGUCUGAGGAAUGCACUGAGGACACUGACCAAGCAGAAGGCACUGAGAGUGAGCCCAAGGGGGAGAGUUUUGACUCUGGAGUCAGUUCCUCCAUUGGGACUGAGCCUGAUUCCAUGGAGCAGCAGUUCAUGGCUAACCUGGGCCGAGAGGGUCAGCAGGAACCUUCCCAGGCAGAGCAAAAUGAAGUCCCUGCUGAAGGCACACAGACCCAGCCGCAACACCUAGAUGCCAACACUUCCUCGCCAGACAGAAGCAAUGACAUUGAAAUGGACAGCAAAGUGCUCACUGUCAGUAACAACAGCGAAAAGGGGGCCUUGCAGCCUUCUGUCAACACAACAGUUGCCCAACCAUUGCCAAGCACCCAGCUUUACUUACGCCAGACAGAAACCCUCACCAGCAAUCUGAGGAUGCCGCUGACCCUGACCAGCAACACACAGGUCAUUGGCACAGCUGGCAACACCUACCUGCCCGCCCUCUUUACUACACAGUCUGCUGGCAGUGGACCUAAACCUUUCCUUUUCAGCCUGCCCCAGCCCUUAGCUGGCCAACAGACACAGUUUGUGACAGUGACCCAGCCUGGCCUGUCAACCUUUACUGCCCAGCUGCCAGCCCCACAGCCCUUGGCCCCAUCUGCGGGCCACAGCACAGCAGGGGGACAGGGUGAAAAAAAGCCUUACGAGUGCACUCUCUGCAACAAGACUUUCACCGCCAAACAGAACUACGUCAAGCACAUGUUUGUACACACAGGUGAGAAGCCCCACCAAUGCAGCAUCUGUUGGCGCUCCUUCUCCUUAAAGGAUUACCUAAUCAAACACAUGGUGACACACACCGGCGUGAGGGCCUACCAGUGCAGCAUCUGCAACAAGCGCUUCACCCAGAAGAGCUCCCUCAACGUGCACAUGCGCCUCCACCGUGGGGAGAAGUCCUACGAGUGCUACAUCUGCAAGAAGAAGUUCUCCCACAAGACCCUUCUGGAGAGGCAUGUGGCUCUGCACAGUGCCACCAACGGCACGACCGGCGCAGCAGGCACCGGCACCAGGGCUGUCCCUGCCGGGGUGGUGGCCUGCACGGAGGGGACCACGUACGUCUGCUCUGUCUGUCCAGCUAAGUUUGACCAAAUCGAGCAUUUCAACGACCACAUGAGGAUGCAUGUGUCAGACGGAUAAGUAGAAUCUCUGUCUCUUUGUUAUGAACAAAAAAAAAAUAGAAACAACAACAAAAAAGCUAUGGCACUAGAAUUUAAGAAAUGUUUUUGUUUCCUUUUUACCUUUUUCUUUCUUCCUUUUUUUCUUUAUUUUUAGUUUCGUUGUUUUUGUACUACAUGAAGAACUGUUUUUUGCCUGCUGGUACAUUACAUUUCCGGAGGCUGGGUGAAUAAUAGUUUUCCCGACCUCCUUUGGAUGGUGGCCUUAAGGCCAGGUAGUGCUUCAGGAGCUCCACUGGUUGGAUCUCUAGCUACUGGCCUCUAAAUACAACCCUUCUUUACUACAAAAAAACAAACAAAAAAAUAACAAAAAAAAAUCUUUUUUUUUUCUCACUUGUGAAGAGCACUACAAAAAAACAAAACAAGAGUAUAUUACGAAAUCUACAAGGCCUACUGUCGUUUUACGUACACCGCUUGCAGUGUUUCAAUGGACGUAAUUCACAAUUCUGACCGCUCUCGGACUUCACAGUAUCCAGUUAGAACUGUGGAAUAUAUCACUACUGGUUGAACAACAACCAGACGAAACAAGGCCCUACUGGUUUCCACCAUUUGUCUGCUUUAUCUCUCUCUCUCUCUCUCUCUCUCUCACACACACACACACACACACACACACACACACACACUCACUCUAAAAGGGCUGAGGAGAGGGCAAGGGAGUUUGGGUUGGAUGGUGCGGUGUCCCUUCAGGAUCAGGAAUAAGAAUCACACCUUCUUCUCCUGGAUUCUGCUCCAUCCUAUGCUCUUAAGCUCACCCGCCCGUCCCGCUUUCCCCUCACCACAAACACCACCUUUCAGCAGACACCAGGAAGAUUCAGACAACAAGCAACGGUGGCUUUCUUUUGUAAUUUAUUCAGUGUCUUCGCUGAGCCCAGAGCCUCAGCACAAUCAAGAGGGACUUUCACGGAAGGCAAAGAGAAACGCAGAAGAAAAACAAAUAUAGAGGUUUGCAACCUGUGAAUCAAGGUACAAGAGAAGGAUUCGU